Messenger RNA from Myripristis murdjan (pinecone soldierfish), 6977 nucleotides. RefSeq names its product protein Shroom2-like. Gene Ontology annotation, cellular component: apical plasma membrane; adherens junction; cortical actin cytoskeleton. Lineage: Eukaryota; Metazoa; Chordata; Actinopteri; Holocentriformes; Holocentridae. Gene Ontology annotation, molecular function: actin filament binding. The transcript is spliced from 11 exons. Gene Ontology annotation, biological process: actin filament organization. The record is from RefSeq and is a predicted model, not a curated record. The coding region runs from base 191 to 4771 and encodes 1526 amino acids.
AGUGCUUAGUGGGAUAGGCCAUAUCAGCACAGGCCAUUGUUUUCAGGGGCUUUGGGAAGGCCGGCAGCUCCAACAAGCAAAGAGUGGUCUUCCCCUCCUCUCUGUCUCUCUCUCUCUCUAUUUCUGGACAUGUUUGGUUUCAGAAGAUAAAAGAGUCUCUGCGAAGAUUUGCAUUUCCAGGAAGGGGAAAAUGGUCGACAUCGUGUCGCCCCACACGAUGCCAUCAGAAAAUGAGGUUCAUGUGGCCAGGAGCUUUCUCACCAAGAUUUUACGAAGCUCUAUGAGGAAGAACCGCUUCAAGGGAAAGAAUGAGCCGGUCUCGCGGCCCCAUUCCUGGCACUCCUCCAAGCUGACAGAAGAGGAGUCAGAGCCCGCCGGGAGAGAGGCCACCCCAGCACCCAUCUGGCAGCCAAAACAUGAAGCAAGGUCCAAAGAAUUGUCUAGCCAAGGGGACCAGAGCAACCUGCGUCAGCUGUCCAGCCAGUUCAGCUCAGUGAAUAACAUGGAGAGAAUGGAGCAUCCUUCUCAUCCCUACCCACCAGGCCGACUCUCCCCCACUAAAUACACCGGCACCCCCGACCCACUCUGUGGAGGAGUAGGCAAAAGAGAUGCUGGGUUCAGCUGUUUCUCCAGUAGUUCCAGCCCUCCUGCUCCUGACCCUUGCCUGUCAAGCAGGAAGGGCACCAGUACUGAAAACAUUUUCUUUAAGGGCCUGCAGAGUGAGGGGCAAAGGCAGGGCGAGCGUCCCAGGUACCUACAGCCAACUCUGGGUAAUGGAGGCUGGGAAGGGCCUCGUGUGGAGGAGCAGCAUCUGUCUAGGGCCUCCAGUGCAGGCAGACCCAGUGGUGGCCCAGUGUGGCAGGUGCCAGAAAAGAAGAAGGCCCAGUCUCCUCCUCCACCACCUCCUCCCCUGCGAAGUGACAGUUUUGCUGCCACUAAGGUGUUCCCUUACUCUGAAGGGCAGAGUGGUCAAACAAAGAGCCAUGGCCGAGUUGUGGAUAGACUGAAUGAAGCUAAUGACCAGAACAUUUUCAGAUCCCACUGUACCUCAAGCUCUGAGGUCAGACGUAGCUUCAACCCCCUGCAAACCAAAGACCUCUUACACUCCAGUAAGCCAGCUGACCACAACCACAACCAGCUGCACCCCAACAAACUCUUCUCCUUGUCCAGCAACGAUGUGAGACAAACCCAGUCUCAUUUUGCUAAUCUGCCCAACCACCAGAGGCAAUACAGUGAUGAAAGCCCCCUCUAUAUGCAUACUAGGACGGUUCCUUCAAGCAAGCCUCAGAGCGUAGGAAGCUACUAUCGUAGCCUUCAGGAUCUCCCCACCAAUGCCUCCAGCCGCAAACAGGUCAGGCACUCAACAGCAUCCAUCACGGGCUCUGCAGCAAACCAAAACCCAGAAAAUGGGGGCCACAAAAAAUACUACUCUAUUGCAUCAAAGCAGCCAGGCCAGACAGCUGAGCACCAGGCCAGGCAGGGCAAAACAGAGGGCAAAACCCACUGGAUGAGCAACAAUGACAGGAGCUUCCCAAGUUCAUUGAAGACCAAUAAUAAGACAAAGUACUCUCUACCUCAGUCCCAGCUGCCUUAUGAUGACAGGAAAGAGCGUAAUGGACAUUCACAGUUGGGGAAUGGUCUAUUAUACAACCACCCAGCUUCUGAACUGUCUGCAUCUACUCAUAGUAGCAGCCCAGAGGACGGCCCAAAGAGAGGUGAGGGACAUUCAAAUGACAUCAAAAGAUACUCCCCAACUCAUCACAGUAAUGAACAUAAGGUCAGUCUUCCAAGGCACCAGGACCCAUGGAUUCCCCAAGAAGACCACCGAAUAUCACCUCUGAAGACGCCCUUACUUCAUUCCCUCACACAGGAAAGUCGAAGCCUCGUGGAGAGGCAGUUGGGCACUAACAACUCAAGCAGCACUUCCAUGCACGAUGCAGGAGACUCAACAGCCACCAGUGCUGGAAAAGCAGGUCGUCGGAGUGACCGAUAUGCCACCGCCCUCCGCAAUGAGAUCCAGCAGAAGCGUGCCCAGCUGCAGAAGAGUCGCAGUGCUGCCACCCUGACCUGCAGCGGUGAGGAGGAGGAGGCUGAGGAAUGGAGGUCCAUGGAGACGUCUGCAUCCUCUGGUGUCUCCUUCUCCAACACCUACAAGGACCACCUGAAGGAGGCACAGGCCAGGGUCCUCCAAGCCACCUCUUUUCAGAGGCGAGACCUAGAACCACUUGGAAUGGAAGCCCCUGCAACAAAACCCUCUAAUGGCCAGCUAUCCCGCAUCGGAGGGCGUAAGCGCUUCCCCCUGGCAAAGAGAAUGCACUCAUUCUCAGAGCCAGACAAGAUAGACAAGGUAGGAGUUGAAGGGGAGCCUCAGACAGGAUCUUUUGGAGAGCGAAGGAAGUUCUUUGAGGCUAAACCGGCAUUUUCUAGACCGGUGGCUAAGCCUGGACAGCCAAGCUCAAGCACAGACCUUAGUGAAACAGGCAAGCCCAAAACGCGGGCUCUCUCUGGCGAUCUUCAGAAGAGUCACUCAGGCUCAGACUCCAACCAACCCGGCCCUGGGCAUAAGCAAACCUUGCUAGAGCAACAGAGGCUAGGCACUUUUGCUGAGUACCAGGCCACAUGGAGCAAACAGAGGAAGCCAUCGGAGGUCAAGACACAAGGGAGGUAUCACUCGGCAGAGAACAUUUUAGACGCAGAUCCCGAGGAGAAGGCUGUCUGCAUCCAUGAGAGAUCUCGCUCUUCUCCCUCUGCAGACUUCUAUGCACAGAAUCUUCCUGAACCUUGGCGAGACCCUGUUCACAACCCAUGUACAGAACCAAGACUCGGCCAGCAGAGCAAUUACUCCACCAGGGGAAAGGCUGAGAGCAGGGUGCAAUACCCACCAGGCCAGCCUGACCACUGCCCACAACCUGCCCUGUCAAUUCCCAGGAGCGACAGGGACGUCCCACUCCCGGGCCUCCCUGACCACAGGACCAAACCAGAUGCUGCCAACCUCUCCCUCACCACUCUCUCCCCGGGCCCUCCCAGCUACAGCCCCAGCCCUGGUUCCCAGCACCCAGCCCAGCCUCCCCAGACCAAGGGCCUCCUGCCGCCGCCCAGGCCCCAUUUAGGUCCAGAAACCACAUCCUCCUCCCAGGAAUUCCUCGCCGGCGCCCAGGCAGAGCCGGCAGCGCUCCAGCCCCUGUCCGGCUCCGGCCCCGGCCCCCAGCCAGACACCCAGCGCCAUGCGACUGCCCAGGGCUGUGGCUCCUCCGUGGGUCCCGCCCCAUCCGGCUCGCCUUGCUUCGGCAGGACGUCCGGCCCAGACAUGAGUAAAGGAGAUGCGGAAAGAGAGGAGAGGGAGCAGCCACCUUCCAGCACCUCGUCUUCGUCCACGUUCUCCUCCAGGACAGUCGGCCUGUCCAUUUCCUCGGAGCGAGUGCGAUCCCCCUCGCCGCAGUUCGCGCCCCUGAGACUCACAGACAAACCGCCAGCCGCGUCCAUGCAGGAUGACUCCCCGUCCAGGUCAGAGAAUGAAGCGAUGGAUUUGAGCAGUCCAGUGAGGAAAGUCCCGGUGAAGAUCGUCCAUGCUGAGAGCAGCUCGGAGCGGGAGGGCCGGGCCUACCUGGCUCAAAACAGCGAGGCGUCCUCCGUCUUCGAGCCGCUCGCCCCUCCUCAGAUCUCCACCCUGGGCUCCCCGGAGCAUCACGCCUCCUCCCUGUUCAGUGUCUACACACGCCAGGGGACGCAGAGGGCCGGGGCCCAGCAUGAGGCCGCGGACCCGGGUCAGGCUUCGUUGUCCGCUCAGAGGGGGGUUGACGGCGCCUCCACAAACACAGCCACCUCAGCGGCAGGGGCUCAGGAGGACGCCAAGAGGGAGGAGCUGGCCAGGGACAUCAUGGGGAAAGACAAAUCCCUGGCUGACAUCCUGGACCAGAGCGGCAGGAAGACCACCAUGGACCUGAUGGAGGGGCUCUUCCCCCAGGAGGAGCAGAUACUGGAGGGGGCCCACCAGCGCAGGAAGACCUCCGCCGGCUCCAGACAGCCCACCUCAUCACCCAGGAGCGCUGAUGAAAGGAGGGAGGAGGAGGGUGUCUCUGCGUCGGCCUCCCUGGUUCCCAGCUCCUCGUACUACAACACAUCAGCGCCCAAGGCCGAGCUCCUCAUCAAGAUGAAGGACAUGCAGGAGCAGCUGGAGGAGCAGGACUCAGAGGACGAGCUGGACGUGGAUCUGGCCAGCAAAAAGCAAGAGCUGAUCUCCAGCCUGGCCCGGAAGCUGGAGGUGCUGCGGGAGGCGCGGCAGAGUCUGCAGGAGGACGUGGAGGACAACGAGGCUCUGGGCCGCGAGGUGGAGGCCACGGUGCAGCGCCUCUGCCAGCCCAACCAGCUGGACAAGUUCCGCAUGUUCGUAGGCGACCUGGACAAGGUGGUGAGCCUGCUGCUGUCGCUGUCGGGACGGCUGGCCCGCGUGGAGAACGCUCUCAACAGCCUGGAGGACGAGGCCCCGCCUGAGGAGAAGCGCACACUGACCGAGAAGCGCAAGCUGCUGAUGCGGCAGCACGACGACGCCAAGGAGCUGAAGGAGAACCUGGACCGCCGGGAGCGCCUGGUCUCCGGCAUCAUGGAGGCCCACCUGGACGCCGAGAGCCUCGACGACUACCGGCACUUCGUCAAGAUGAAGUCGGCCCUCAUCAUCGAGCAGCGCAAGCUGGAGGACAAGAUCAAGCUGGGCGAGGAGCAGCUCAAGUGCCUGGUGGACAGUCUGCCGCUGGAGCAGAGGGCGCUCUUCUGACUGCUCUGAAUGUUUGACGACGUGGGAACGCGCUUUUCCAUGAGAGCUGGCGGACCGGACCGAGCACCAGGCCGUUUUAGGACUUUUACAUUCAAGGUGUUCCAUGUAGCAUUUACACACAUCAGGAUAUCACUGUUAAGUUAAUGGUGACACCUUGGCAUAACUACCAUUAAAACUGAGACCAUCGGAGUGAAGACUGGCAGCUGUAUGACUUGGAGGAUUGCUUUGUGGCACAAAACAUGAAGAGGGUGCCAUUGUUCCGAAGAAAACAGGAACUAAACCUUUAUGAGUUUCCAGCAGCGGCGCAUAGUAGAUGGUGUGAAUCAAAGAAAAAAUCAUUUUCACUGUGUUGUACGUUUAAGAUCCAAGCAGCCAACAGGGUUUAAAUUUUGAUUAAAAAAAACAGCACCAACAUCGAGACCGCAUUUCCCGGAAACCCUGUUGGGUGCUUGGAUCUUGUCUCUUCCGUCAAACGUAAACACAGUGGAAAUAAUUUUUUCUUCAGUUCACACCCUCUGAUAUAUGAGUAGAAACUCAAAAAGCUUUGGAAGUUUGCUUUGGAACACUGGCGCCAUCUUAGCAUUUUGUGCCGUAAAGCAAUCCAGUCGAUUUCCCUCCAAAUUGUGCAACUGCCAAUCUUCCCUUCCCUUCACUUCCCUUUUUUAUGGUAAUUAUGCGAAAGUCUCAACAUUACUGUACGAACAAUAUAUUGAUGUUAAACCGCUACAUGUAGCACCUUUUUAAUAGUAAUCAUGUAAUAUUUUAUGGAUUCCUGUAUGGAAAUUGUUUUGUCAGUUGCUCUUUUAUCAUGGAAAUCAGUCGGCUGCACCACAGUGCCCCCUAGUGGAGGCGAAAGUGUAGCAUGUCAAACAAAUAAGCAAAUCAUUGAUGUUUAUAUGCAAACCAGUUAAUCAAAUGAUCAUGGUACUUGUGAUAAGUGUUUUUCAAAAAAAAAAAAAAUCUAAAUCUUCUAGUUUGAAACAUCUAUCAAAUGUGCCAUGAUCGCUGAAAUGCAUCCAUUUUUAGUAAUCUCUUAAUUUUGCGUUUCCGCUUUCUCUUUAAUAUCUUUGGGAUGUUGUAAAUAACUUGUCCAUGACGUUACGAGGUUGCUAACCUCCUAACACUCUGCUAUGUAGCUGGGUGUGUACUUAAUUAUUAUCAUGCGUGUUUUAAAGUAAUAUUUUCUAGUAAUUUAUUGUAGCCUUUUUGAAAACUUAUAUACAGAAACGGGGGGUUGUUUGCCCUGUAAUUUAAUUUCAUUCAUGACAUACUUGUUUUUGUUUUCCGACGACAUGAAGAGUUUGAUUUCCAAAGUGCUACAGAGCUGUUGUAGGAAAAAAUGUUGCCUGGCGUUUUUGUCUUUCAUCGUCUUCAAAAUAUAGAUGAUCCGAUCUCUUAGUGGGUUUAUCAUUUUGUCAGCCAGUUUCAUAUACAUUUCAUCUUUUACAGUACCACGUUUUCCCGUUAAAUUUGUGUCGUCUGUUAUUUUGUACGAGAAGGUGUCAUAAUUUUUCCGAUCUCAUUUUGGAAUUAAACUCUUCGCAUUGUGCUAGAGUACAUAGCUGACAUGAUUCUGAACUGGAAUUUAUCCUUGUAAUGACAAUGCUGAUUUUUUUUUUUUCCAGCGGUAAACAAAUGUUAUUUAAUUUCUUUUUCAUGCCACACGAUGAUACAUUAUAUUAUAACCAGCGUCACACCUAUAUGGCUUUCUGAUCUCACUGAUAGUCAUUUACACUUUUAUUAUGCUCCUAUCAGAGUGAUUUACACCAACCUAGAGGGGGUAUUUGCCUCGCUCAAGGACACUUUGCUCUGUCAGGGAUCGAACUUGUACUUCCUGUCAUGGGAUUGGCCUCUCAUUGAUGCCACUCUUUCACCGGACUCCCAAAUGACGUUCCUUUCCUGCUUUGAUCAGAGUAAAGGGACUGAGGUGUGGUUGGUCUCUUUUUUUCCUAUCCAGUGAGGUUAAAUUGAAGCUGCGGUCAAAACUUUAGCACUUUACUCUCUGGUUUGGCUCGGUCAUCUCUUUCUCUCUCCCUCCUCUCUCCUUUUCAAAAUCUAUAUAUAUAUAUUUGAAGAUGUGCCUACUGUAGCCUACCACCACUGUGAUCUUCACGGACUGUUGCGGGUGUGUAUCCACACCGCCCACGCUUCAUGUAUGCAGUGCACUCUCUCAUCAACCUGGAAGCAAUAAAUGAUUAAGUUCAGA